UUGAAAAUUCAUACAAUUGUGAAACUUAUUUACUUUUAUUAAAUACCUACAAAAUGUCAGAAAACCAAAUUAAUUCAUCCGAAAUUAAAUUUAAAUUACUAAAAGAACUUAAUGAGCCGUCAGAUCCAAAUUUAGCCAUUGAUGAAUUACGUACAUUAAUUAAAGGUGAUAUUUUAUUGAAAUCAAGAAUGGAUGAUGCAUUUAUGCUUAAAUUUUUAAGAGCUAGAAAAUUUCAAGUAAACAAAGCAUUUAAAUUGGUUCAAAAUUAUUUUGAAGCAAAAGAAAAGAAUCCGAAAUUAUUCAAUUUAACUGUUCCAUCCAAUUAUAUUCUUUUUUUGGAAAGCGGGACAGUUUUUAUGUUACCUCACAGGGAUCAGCACGGACGAGAAAUAUAUGUUUUUAGAAUGGAAAAGGUUUUGUCUGGAAUGAGCAUAGAAGAUGUUUUUAAGAUAAACUUGAUGAUUUUGGAAGUCAUAUCUGAACAUCCAAAAACUCAACUUGCUGGUAUGGUUGCAAUUGCUGAUUUUACAGGAUUUAAGUGGCUGAAACAUUAUCAAUAUUUAUCACCUUAUUAUGCUAAAAAGUCUGCUGAAGUUGUGCAAGAUAGCUUCCCAUUAAGGUUUCAAGGAUUUCAUUUUAUCAAUGAACCAUUAUACUUAUACACUGUAUAUUCAAUCAUUAAACCAUUUUUGAAAGAAAAAUUACGCUGUCGGGUUCAUUUUCACGGAAAUAAUUUCAAUUCCUUACAUAAAUAUAUAGCACCAAAUAUUUUGCCAACAUAUUAUGGUGGCAAUUUAGAAUUUGAUCCGAUAACUUGGGUACAACAACUCUUGAGGAAAGAACAGUAUCUUAAAGAUCUAGCGCAAUAUGGAUACAACAGAUGAUCAAUGCAAUUAUGCUCAAAAAUUAUAUUGUAGUAGCCUACCUACUAUUAUUAUAUUUAAAUAUUAUUAUUAUGGAUGAGAAGUUAUAGGAGAUAAAAUUGGCAAAAUAUUCACAAAAAAAAAAAACAAAAAUAUGCAUAGGUGAAAAUUUGUUUUAUAUUAUUAUAAUAUAAAAUAUUUAUUAUUUUUAUUUAAUUACAAUGAUUAUAAUUUAUUAAAUUA
This is a messenger RNA of Rhopalosiphum padi (bird cherry-oat aphid), 1106 nucleotides long. RefSeq names its product clavesin-2-like. Gene Ontology annotation, molecular function: phosphatidylinositol bisphosphate binding. The transcript is spliced from 7 exons. Bases 54 to 884 code for a protein of 276 amino acids. Gene Ontology annotation, cellular component: membrane. Lineage: Eukaryota; Metazoa; Arthropoda; Insecta; Hemiptera; Aphididae. The record is from RefSeq and is a predicted model, not a curated record.